CCCCGGACCCUGCAUUCACUGUAUCCAGUCUCCCCGGACCCUGCAUUCACUAUAUCCGGACUCUGCAUUCACUAUAUCUGGUCUCCCACAGACCCAGCAUUCACUAUAUCCAUUCUCCCCGGACCCUGCAUUCACUAUAUCCGCUCUCCCCGGACCCUGCAUUCACUAUAUCCGCUCUCCCCGGACCCUGCAUUCACUAUAUCCGCUCUCCCCGGACCCUGCAUUCACUAUAUCCGCUCUCCCCGGACCCUGCAUUCACUAUAUCCGCUCUCCCCCGGACCCUGCAUUCACUAUAUCCGCUCUCCCCGGACCCUGCAUUCACUAUAUCCGCUCUCCCCGGACCCUGCAUUCACUAUAUCCGCUCUCCCCGGACCCUGCAUUCACUAUAUCCGCUCUCCCCCGGACCCUGCAUUCACUUUAUCCGCUCUCCCCGGACCCUGCAUUCACUUUAUCCGCUCUCCCCGGACCCUGCAUUCACUAUAUCCGCUCUCCCUGGACCCUGCAUUCACUAUAUCCGCUCUCCCCGGACCCUGCAUUCAC
Messenger RNA from Staurois parvus, 540 nucleotides. The record is from the annotation of a GenBank genome assembly. Lineage: Eukaryota; Metazoa; Chordata; Amphibia; Anura; Ranidae.